Messenger RNA from Contarinia nasturtii (swede midge), 1019 nucleotides. Its product is annotated as cytochrome b561 domain-containing protein 2-like. The transcript has 3 exons. The record is from RefSeq and is a predicted model, not a curated record. NCBI's taxonomy places the organism in Eukaryota, Metazoa, Arthropoda, Insecta, Diptera, Cecidomyiidae. Gene Ontology annotation, molecular function: transmembrane monodehydroascorbate reductase activity. Bases 264 to 944 code for a protein of 226 amino acids.
CAUUUCGGUUUUUAUUUGUGCAAACGUAAACCAUAUAAACACUCAGUUUUAAUCACUUGAACGGCUUUGAGCCGAACGGUUGUGUUUAUCACAUUACUGAAAGUGCUGUUCAAUUUCAGUGUUGAAUUUAUUUUCUCGAGAAUUGAAAAAUUAAUAAAAGCAGACAAAAAUUGAAAUAUUUAUUUUCACAAAACAAUUUGAAUUUUUGUUGAUACCAAAUAAUUGACUGAUUUGUCGCAAAAAUAUAUUUAAGGUGCUUCAAAAUGCUCAAAACAGAUACAAUGCCUCGCAGUGCUUGGCAAAAAAUACAAACGUAUUUAAAUGUUCUAAAUCAUGUGAUGAUUUCGAUUGUGGCUGUAUAUAUGACUUUUUUGUGUUAUAAUGCUGGAAAUAGAGCGAUCAGCUGGCAUGCGUGGCUGUGCACACUUGGUUAUCAAUUGUUGAUGACACAAUCGAUUUUAGCAUUUUAUUCAGAAAAUGUAUGGUCAAAAGAACAUAAAAGACAAACCCAAAAAAAACUCCAUUGGGUUCUACAAGCCGUCGGCUCAUCGGCUGCCAUCGUUGGAAUGAUUGUUGAAUACAUUGGACGAAGUCAAAAAUUGAAAUCACAUUUUUCGAGUACACAUUCGAUCAUCGGUUUGAUUGCAGGCAUCUGGACGUUAACUGGAAUGUUCAACGGCAUUUUUGCUCUAUGGGCUGUCGAAUUGAAAAAAUAUUUUCGACCCAUCUAUCUCAAACUUGCACAUAAUUUAAACGGGCUCAUAGCAUUUGUGUUGGGUAUGACAAGUCUUUACUUUGGAUAUGAUAAGGGAUUCAUGAAAUUAAAUUCACGUGAAGAUAUUCGUUUGUGGUUACAGGCAUUGGCAAUUAUAACGAUCCUCUUGUCGUUGGUUGGUGCCAUACGCUCUUCACUCCAUUUAAUACGUGUUGCGUUUUUUAAAUAAUUUCAAAUGAUGUAAAAUUGUAUAAAAUCCAUUCGAAAUACAUAAAUUGAAUAACAAAUUCAGUCACUGGGAAAA